Rhodamnia argentea is the source of this 1162-nucleotide messenger RNA. RefSeq lists its product as uncharacterized. Lineage: Eukaryota; Viridiplantae; Streptophyta; Magnoliopsida; Myrtales; Myrtaceae. Bases 181 to 960 code for a protein of 259 amino acids. The record is from RefSeq and is a predicted model, not a curated record. The transcript has 5 exons.
AAAAAAUAAAGAAAAAUUAAGCUGCAAUCUCUUCUUGUGGUGCAAGAAAAUGGAGCAGACUAGCCCAGCUACAUUCACAUACACGCACGGCCCGAUCAACGAGCUCAGAGCCCCGUUUCGUUUCACCCCCAAAAAUCCAGAGCCGUCGCCAUCAUCAUCAUCAACGACGCAUUCGAAGGGAUGAGUUUUCUGGCGGCAAGAUUGGCCGGGAAGGAGGGAGCCUACUUCUUCGAGGAGUCGAAGCACGCCGUCAACCGCCUCGCCCAGAAAGCCCAACCCUUGAACAAGAACGCCGCCGCCAACGGCGGCAAUUCAAUCUCUCGCGAAGCUGAGGCCGACGUCUUGCCCGAGGUUCUGAGGCACUCGCUGCCCUCCAGGAUCUACUCGCAGCGCUCCGACCCUUCCUCCUCCUCCUCUUCCUCUCUCUCCAAAGCCUCCAAAUGGGCUCUCCGAUGGGACCCCGAGUCCGGCGGAUCGGCCGUCUCGUCCGACGCGUUGAACCCUCUCAGGGCUCAUCUGGCUAUGCCCCAGGUCACUUUCGGUCCCAACAGGUGGAAGUUGCCUCCUGCAGGGAGCUCGGUUUUAGCAUCAACAGCCAACGAGUUGCGACAAGAUAGAUAUACACAUGCCAACCCUGAAAAGUUGAAGGCUGCAGCCGAUGGCCUUGCCAAUGUUGGGAAGGCAUUUGCUGCGGCCACUGUCAUUGUCUUCGGUAGUGCAUCCAUAAUAUUUGGACUGGUAGCCUCCAAGUUACAGGUUCAAAAUGGUGGAGAUAUCUAUGUUAAGGUGAGAGACUUAGCUCAGCCAACAUAUGGGACGGUGAGAGAGCAAGUGGCUCCUUUAAGGACCUGGGUUGAGAACAUGUCAAGAAAAUGGCGUAUAGAAAGGGAGGACGACAUCAAGCAAAAGCCCAUGAUGAAGGAGCUUUCAAGAACGUUUGGGAUGAGGACUUCAAAUUGAUUUGUACAACGUGUGAUUACUUGUAUAACAAAUAGGAAAAGCUGCCAGCGGAGAUCGUCAUCUCUGGUGAAUAAAGGAAAUCGUGCAGAUUUUCAUUUUGUUCCGAUGUUUUUGUCAUGUUGUUCAAGAUAUGACUCAAUCACUUGUAAUGAAAUAAUGUCCUUGAUGGAGAAUAAAACGGUAGAGCUGACUCUGCGUGACA